This is a messenger RNA of Candidula unifasciata, 470 nucleotides long. The record is from the annotation of a GenBank genome assembly. NCBI's taxonomy places the organism in Eukaryota, Metazoa, Mollusca, Gastropoda, Stylommatophora, Geomitridae.
AUGGUUGGAAUAAUUACUCGAAGUUCCAAUCUCAAUUCGUUCUCCUCCAUCUGCUAUUGUUUUAUUGCAUUAGGCAUACAUGCCUAUUCAAGCUAUAAGGCUGUGAAAAGGUACAACGAGGCGGAUUCCAAAGCCUGGCCUGGUGGCCGUGGUACGCCCAGCGAGGUGCCUCUCAUGCUAGGAUCCACUGUAGUAUCCCUGCUAAUGCUGCCCUUCUUCUGCAUUACCUGCUUCAUCAAAGUCGGGAACUACGCCAACGAUGGAGUCAAGCUAGGACGCGAUCACGCCCUGGGUUAUUCUGUGGUAACAUCCGAGGAGGUGGCCACGACAAACGAGGCUGUGCGACGCCUGUGGAGGCAUUUCUGUCCCUUAUCGCAGACGGUACAUCUGAUAGCGGCGUUCCUUCUGCUGCUUCCGGAGACCUUGCUGACGUCGGUGGAAGUGAAGUUUGGAUACAGGUCCACAGGUAA